AUGGAGUCAGAUCCUGGAUUCAUUGCUGCCCUCGAGGAGGCAAAGCAAGGUUACGCUGAAGGUGGAGUUCCUAUCGGCGCGGCAUUGGUCUCCAAAGAUGGCAAAAUCCUUGGCCGUGGACACAAUAUGCGCGUUCAGAAGGGGAGUGCGACAUUACAUGCCGAGAUGUCUGCUCUGGAGAACUCAGGCCGCCUUCCUGCUUCGGCCUAUGAAGGUGCUACCAUGUAUACAACCCUGUCUCCCUGUGAUAUGUGCACGGGUGCCUGCAUUCUCUAUAAAGUGAAGCGCGUGGUCAUUGGAGAGAACAAGAGUUUUAUGGGCGGGGAGGAAUAUCUUAAGAACCGUGGCAAGGAAUUGGUUGUCUUGGACAACGAAGAGUGCAAGCAGCUGAUGGAGAAAUUCAUGAGGGAGAAGCCGGAGCUCUGGUAA
Aspergillus pseudonomiae is the source of this 429-nucleotide messenger RNA. Its product is annotated as cytosine deaminase. The transcript is spliced from 2 exons. NCBI's taxonomy places the organism in Eukaryota, Fungi, Ascomycota, Eurotiomycetes, Eurotiales, Aspergillaceae. The record is from RefSeq and is a predicted model, not a curated record. Bases 1 to 429 code for a protein of 142 amino acids. Gene Ontology annotation, cellular component: cytoplasm; nucleus. Gene Ontology annotation, molecular function: diaminohydroxyphosphoribosylaminopyrimidine deaminase activity.